AUGAUGAAUGCAGCAGCAAAUAUCAUCCAAGACAAGUUGGGUGCACAUCCAACAGCAGCCUCGAAUCAAGAUACGCAAAAUACGGAACCAGGUGAAAAGAUGUUGGCGUGUGUUUGGCUUGGCAAGGAGCAAUUGGAGAUGCAGCAAGUGGGAGUUCCCGCUUUGACGGAUCCGGAGGAUGCCAUUAUUAAGAUUACGGGCACAACCGUGUGUGGCUCUGAUCUGCACUUGUACCAUGGGGAAAUCAUGCAACUCAAGAAGGGCGAUAUUCUUGGACAUGAGAUGAUGGGUAUUGUUGACAAGGUCGGAGAAGGUGUCACGCAUGUGAAACCUGGCGAUCGUGUUGUAGCUGCUUUCAAUGUUGCAUGUGGUCGAUGCCGAUAUUGUCAAAAAAAGCUGUUCACCUCUUGUGAAGCAACCAAUGACAGCACGCUGCAAGAGAAAUUGUAUGGUCAACGUACAGGUGGCAUUCUUGGUUACUCACAUUUUGUGGGUGGAUUUGCCGGUGGCCAGGCCGAAUAUGGCCGUGUUCCAUUUGCCAACACUAACCUGCUCAAGGUACCCGAAAAACUACCUGAUGAAAAGGCUCUUUUCCUUUCGGAUAUUGUUCCCACGUCCUAUCAUGCUGUAUACGAAGCUGGUGUGCAAGAAGGUGACACUGUCGGCAUUUGGGGCCUUGGCCCUAUUGGUUUAUUGGCAGUACAAUGGUGCCGCAAAGUGUUCAAAGCCAAACGUAUCAUUGCCAUUGAUGAUACCGAGGCCCGUUUGCAUUUGGCAAAGUCGUAUUGGGAUGCUGAAACAAUCGAUUACUCAAAGGAAAAAGAUGUCUCUGCCAAAAUCCUCGAGCUUGUCCCCGAAGGUUUGGAUCGUGCUAUCGAUUGUGCUGGUUUCAGAUUCACAAAAUCGCUCCUUCACAAGUUUGAGCAUGCUGUUGGCUUGGAAACGGAUUCUCCAGAGGUGCUAAACGAGGCUCUGCGUGCUACCAGAAAGUUUGGCACUAUUAGCAUCAUUGCUGAUUACGCUGCUUACACAAACCAUUUCUUGGUUGGGGCUCUUAUGGAAAAGGGCGUUCGAAUGAUUGGAUGUGGGCAAGCUCCUAUCCAGCGUUAUUGGGAGACGUGUCUCAAACACAUCGACAAUGGAGAUUUUGAUCCAACAGCCAUCUUGACCAAUCGUUUCCCCUUGGAGCAAACGCCUGAAGUUUAUAAGCGAUUCGACCAAAGGGAAGGUGGCGUCAUCAAGGUGUUCAUUGCUACCAAGUUUUCAAAUGAAGAAUCUCCUGGUAGUCCUGCUCUUGAAGUGUAA
This is a messenger RNA of Lichtheimia ornata, 1305 nucleotides long. RefSeq lists its product as uncharacterized. NCBI's taxonomy places the organism in Eukaryota, Fungi, Mucoromycota, Mucoromycetes, Mucorales, Lichtheimiaceae. The record is from RefSeq and is a predicted model, not a curated record. Bases 1 to 1305 code for a protein of 434 amino acids. Gene Ontology annotation, molecular function: zinc ion binding; oxidoreductase activity. The transcript is spliced from 3 exons.